GUACUACAUCCUGGAGUAGAGGCAUUUGUCUGAACUUGGAGCUUGAUCCCCGGAAAUCAAAACAAAGCGUCAGAGAGGCUUUUAGAUCCGUGGCUGAUUCGCUCCGGCUUUUUGACACAGACUCCCCCCACGCAGGAUAUUACAGUGUUUUUGGGGGUAGGAGGGUAAGAGAGGGAACAGAAGGCUGUCUUUAAGUCUGGACGCUGACGCCUCCUCUACUGUAAAACCUUAGUUAUCUGAAUAACGCCCUCCCUUUUCAUUAUCAGACACCCAGUUUUGAAAAAUGGCCACAGACGAGCUCACGUCCAAGCUCAGCCGUCGGCUCCAGAUCGAAGAAGGAGAGGAGGAACCGGUGGCCGUGGACGGCUCCGGGCAGGAGAACGGGUCUGAGGAGAAGUCGACCACGGCCAACGCGGACUCGGAGCUGGGCAAGAAGCUGCAGCGGCGAGAGGAGCUGAACGAGGGGCAGGGGGAGCACAUGCAGCCCAGCAUGAAGGUGUUCAACCCUUACACCGAGUUCAAAGAGUUCUCCCGACAUCAGAUCAAAGACAUGGAGAAGAUGUUCAAAAUGUACGAUGCAGGGAAAGAUAACUACAUCGACCUGAUGGAGCUGAAGCUGAUGAUGGAGAAGCUCGGAGCGCCGCAGACACACAUGGCCUUAAAGAACAUGAUCAAGGAGGUGGACGAGGACCUGGACAACAAGCUCAACUUCAGAGAGUUCCUGCUGAUCUUCAGGAAAGCAGCAGCAGGAGAGCUGGCGGAGGACAGCGGCCUCUGUGUCCUCGCUCGCCUCUCGGAAAUCGACGUCUCUGAAGAAGGCGUGAAGGGAGCCAAGACCUUCUUUGAAGCCAAAGUCCAGGCCAUCAAUCAGUCCAACCGGUUUGAGGCGGAGAUCCGUGAGGAGCAGGAGGCCAAGAAGAAGCAGGCGGAGGAGCAGAAACAGAGACGCACUGCUUUUAAAAACCUGCAGCAAGCCUUCAAGUGACCCUCCACUUCUCCUCCCCUCUCCUCUCAGGACCGGUCUCUCUCUGUGCUGCACUAACGCUGUCAGUGUGUGUGUGUGUGUGUGUGUGUGUGUGUGAUUGCUUCAUGUGUGUCAGGCUGCUGUUGUCCUGAGUCAAACACAGGUUAGUCAUUAGUCGAGGAUACAAAAGAGGGAGUACAUGAUGACAAAUCAGCGCUGUCUGUGUUUGUUCAGAUUAAAGGGAUCUUUGAUUAUAUUACAUUCAGCUCAAUCUAGACAAGUUCAAUACAAGUCGAUUAAUGCAGGCGUUCGAGAUAAGCACAGACUGUAUGUAAGAAGUCGAGGUAGUUACCGUACAUCGCUCAUUGGUCUUUAGACUGCUGUUUGAAAACGUAACCCGUUAGAACCUAAAAAACACACCCCCUUUAAUCUUAUUUCUCAUCGUCUGCAGCCGGUAGAGGACAUUUUAAAACCCUAAACCCUCCAAUUUCACUGAAAAGCAUUGCCUUUGCACUUAAGUUCAUUCAAAUUUUUUAAAAUCAUCACUUAACAAAAACAAAAAAAACAAUACGCAUUGACAUUGCAUCAGGUCUUAAAGGUAUAUACACACAAAUGUUGCAUCCCGUCUUUGAACUGUGGCAGGGUGUCCAGACAUUCCUUCAACUUGAUCCUGAUUGUUAGCGACACAUUCAUUUGGAGAGCGCUGCUUUUUUUUUAUCCAUUUGACUUUUAAUGGGACCCUCGUUUAUAAAAUGAACGUCCUGCAGCGUUGAGGAAGACUUGAAAGGGAAGACUGAGACCAGAAACCUGUGAGUAAAAUGUUUACUGAGGGAGAAGAAUGGUCAUUUUCCCCAAGACUUUGUUUUUCAUCGAGUGGGGUCACCCCCUGCUGGCCAUUAUAAAUAAUGCAGGUUUCACUUGUUGGACUUUGAGGUUACGUCCACUUCUUAUAUACAGUCACUAACAGUGAGCUGAAUAAAUGGAUCACUAUUAAAGGAUGUCAUUAACCACUGUGUCUCAAACACCAAAGAACCAACUUCUACUUCAACGUUAACCCUUUGAGUGCUGAAACAAACAUAUCAAAUACAGAAAUGAUCGACACUGUGACUUGUGAGAGUUUUCAAACCAGGCUUCGUCAUCCAUUCAAACUGAAUUGCUGUGCAAUGUUUUGGCAUCUGAUAAACCAUGAAGAGUAAAGGAUCAGCUCCUCCAGUCAGCCUCCCUGAUCAGUAUACAAUUUUCACUUUUAGUAUGUCACCUGAUCGAGUCGUGUGCGUGAAUUCUCCACGACUUUAAAAGUUGUUGAGUGGGCAGUCGCUUCGUUUUCCAGUCCUGAACUCAUUCCCUGAUUCUACUGUGAUGAUUGUUUCAGUGUUCAGUGUCCGACCGCAGCUCCUCCUCCUCCUCAGCUGCUGCCGCUGCCUCCGUGUGGGCCGACAGCUGCUUCUGAGUCUGCUCGACUUUUUCAAAAUAAUGACAUCCUCAGUGACACGUUAGCAGACGUGUUAAAUGUCAAACGAUGAACAAAAAGCUGAGCUUUUAAUUUUGUACUUACAGCUCUGUAUUUUUGUACAACAGGGUUGGGGGGGCGGGGGGCAGUCAGUUUUGAUAUUCUUGGUGUGGGAUGCUUGUGGACAGUGUUUUGCAUGAGCCAUGUUUAGGUACUUUUAAAAUAUAUUUUUCUUGUUCUUCUAGUGUUGGCUGUUCUAUCUCUCCUAUCUAGUCUGUGACAUUUCAAACGUCUACUUCAGGUUGCGACGUUAAAAAAAAAUCACUAAUCUGGUGGCGAGUUAGCGUUUGUUCAAGAGGCUACUUCCUGGUUCAGAUGAGACGUUAGUUUCUAAGCAGAGUGGGACAAACGGAUAUUGAUCAGAUCAGAUAAUUGAUUUAGUGAUCGGUGUUUUCAAACCUUCUCUACCUGAUAUCCAGAACAACACAACCUGUUGUUGUUCAGUUUAAAACAGUUUGCUUCCUGUGAUGAAGCUGCAGGUUUGACUCAGAUCAUCACCUGUGCCACAGAAGCAGCCCCGACCCCGUUUUAAAAGCUCGCAGUGUUUCACAUCUGAAUUGUGACCUUUUAGGCAGGGGGGGGGGGGGAGUGUGUGGACAGAGUGAGUCAGUGUGAAAGGAACAGGAAGUGUGACUUCCUGCGGUGAUGUGACAUUUUUUUUCCCUCUUUAAAGUGCAACACUGUGAUCACAUUUUAUAUCUGAACAAGAAGAGUGUUAAUACUACUUCUUCAAAGAUGCCAAUCAGCUCGAUCCUCUGCUCCUGCUGCGUUGUCACAUCCUGUCUGUGGGGCUUUUUGUGUCUUCUACCGCCAUGGGAAACUAUUUUUAUAUGUCCAGAUUUGCACGGUUUGCACGCUGUCCUUAUCAAGGGAAAACAGAUUUGACCUCUAGAAGUUUAACCACCAAAAAAAACAAUCAUCUUUAAGAUAUUUUUGUACGCCUGCAAUGUGGCCAAAUUGUAUUAAUGUCAAUUUCUUUUUACAGACAGCCGACAAAUUCAAAACUCAUUUUCAAAAUAAUUCAAAGGACACCUUCUCUCAGGAUCCAAAGAAAGUACUGGAGCACACAAAUCACUUCAGGGACAUUUAGUGAAGUGCAAAGAGAACAUUAAAUCAAAUCCAUCCCAGGUCUGAGUUGUCUUCAAAAUCCAGACCCAGAUAACGUUUGAAUGAACUGAUGCAUUCUGGGUGUGUAGUGAUAAAGCUGCUCCUUGAGUAACUAAAACUGAAGUGUUGACUUCCUAGUUUGUUGCGUGCAGAUGUUUCUGUGAGGCAGGAGUGUUAUUUUUUUUUUAACUCACUUUGAUCCACGACUGUUUAAAACCUGCUGUAACGUCUUCCUCACAUUUGCUCCCUCACCUCGUGUUUCAGGGUGUUUUAACUAUUUCAGUGUUGCAAAAUUAAUCUUCCUCGUGUUUCCUGAUUUAGCCGCACAGAUAGACGACUCUCUUUUUUCUCUCCUCCCUUUGUUUCACACUGUGUUGUGUUGUUGUGUUGAAUUAAUCAUAUUGAUGUAUAUUUUACAAAAUGCAGUUGUACAAAUAAUUCCAGUCGAGUGAUUUCAAACGAUAAAAGUAAAGCAGUAAUUUUUCACC
Molecule: messenger RNA, 4069 nt
Organism: Labrus bergylta (ballan wrasse)
Lineage: Eukaryota; Metazoa; Chordata; Actinopteri; Labriformes; Labridae
Source: RefSeq, a predicted model, not a curated record